Panicum virgatum (switchgrass) is the source of this 2432-nucleotide messenger RNA. RefSeq names its product L-type lectin-domain containing receptor kinase SIT2-like. Bases 151 to 2142 code for a protein of 663 amino acids. Gene Ontology annotation, biological process: protein phosphorylation. Gene Ontology annotation, molecular function: protein kinase activity; ATP binding; carbohydrate binding. NCBI's taxonomy places the organism in Eukaryota, Viridiplantae, Streptophyta, Magnoliopsida, Poales, Poaceae. The record is from RefSeq and is a predicted model, not a curated record. Gene Ontology annotation, cellular component: plasma membrane. The transcript has a single exon.
GAAAAGUAUGCAGAAGUUUUGAACAAGUAGAAGCCUCAUUAACUACAAGUUGAGUAGCUCCACUGCUAAUUUUGAGCUGCCAAAUUGCAAAACAGAGUCCAUUAAGCUUGUCACCACAGUGCAUGAUCCAGAAACUACAAGGUAACGGACAUGCCAAAGGAAAUUACAUUCUUCUGCUUGCUCAUGGGCCUUAGUAUUGCAGGAUGCAGUUCUGGGGAAGAUCAGUUUGUCUACUCUGGCUUCACUGACAGAAACCUGAGCCUCGAUGGUGGAGCUAGAAUCAUGCCAAGCGGCCUUAUUGAGCUUACCGACAGCAUGGUUCGGCAGAAAGGCCAUGCAUUCCACCCAAGUCCAGUUCUCUUCCACAAGUCUGGUACAGUGCAGUCAUUCUCCAUAUCCUUUGUGUUUGCCAUCCUGUCUAUCUACCCUGAGAGUGGCCAUGGCCUUGCCUUCUUCAUUGCGCCAAACAAAAAUUUCUCAGCUGCAUUCCCAACCCAAUACUUGGGCCUCUUCAACGACCACACCAAUGGUGACCCAAAUAGUUAUAUCUUUGCUAUUGAGCUUGACACUGUCCAAAAUUAUGACUUACAUGACAUCAAUGACAACCAUGUUGGCAUCAAUAUCAAUAGUGUUCGAUCCAUGCAAUCCUAUGAAGCAGGCUAUUAUGAUGAUAAGAGUGGUAUUUUCUUGAAUUUGACACUUAAUAGCCACAAGGCGAUGCAAGUUUGGGUGGACUACAACAGAGAAACCACACAGAUCAAUGUCACCAUGGCUCCCCUCAACAUUGCAAAACCAGUUAGGCCACUGCUCUCUACUACCUACAAUUUAUCCACAGUCAUCACUAAUCUGGCAUACAUGGGCUUCUCAUCCUCAACAGGCACAGUAACUGGAGAACACUAUUUGCUUGCCUGGAGUUUUGGCAUCAACAGUCCUGCUCCACCAAUCGAAAUUACCAAGCUGCCAGAGCUGCCUCAUCUCGGUCAAAAGGCUCAGUCGAAGACAUUAAAGAUAACUUUGCCAGUAGUGAUUAUGGUUGUCCUCCUUGGUGCAUGCAUUAUUACUUUUGUACUUGUGCGGAGGAAUCUAAGGUAUGCUGAGCUACAUGAAGAUUGGGAGGUUGAGUAUGGCCCUCAUCGGUUGUCAUACAAGGAUUUGUUUGAUGCGACAGAAGGAUUUGGAGAUAAAAAUCUAUUGGGUACAGGAGGGUUUGGAAUGGUAUAUAAGGGGGUUCUCCCUGUAUCCAGAUUAGAUGUUGCUGUGAAGAGAGUGUCACAUGACUCAAAACAAGGCAUAAAGGAAUUUAUUGCAGAGAUCGUUAGUAUUGGUCACCUUCAACAUCGUAACCUUGUGCGGUUAUUGGGAUAUUGCAGGCGAAAAGGUGAGCUUCUCUUAGUGUAUGAUUACAUGCCAAAUGGAAGCCUUGACAAAUACCUGUAUGGUAAAGAUGGCAAGACUACUUUAGAUUGGACUAAAAGGUUCCAAAUAAUUAAAGGAGUAGCAUCAGGUUUACUUUACCUUCAUGAAGAGUGUGAGAAAGUCAUCAUACAUCGUGACAUUAAGGCAAGCAAUGUGCUCCUCGACGACGAGACAAAUGGGCGAAUUGGUGAUUUUGGUCUCGCAAGAUUGGAUGAUCAUGGCACUAUCCCAGAAGCCACACAUGUGGUUGGCACCAUAGGAUACCUAGCUCCAGAGCUAGCACGCACUGGCAAGGCAACCCCUCUGACAGAUGUAUUUGCCUUUGGAGUGUUCAUUCUUGAGGUCAUAUGUGGGCAAAGGCCUAUCAAGCUGAAUACUGAAGACAGACAGCUAAUGUUAGUUGACUGGGUGCUUGAACAUUGGCAUAAUGGAUCACUCGCAGAUACAGUGGACAUCAAACUUCAAGGUGAAUAUGAUAUUGAUGAGGCAUGCCUAGCACUAAAGCUAGGAUUGUUGUGCUCCCACCCGUUUACUAACGCAAGGCCAAAUAUGAGGCAAGCCAUGCAGUACCUCAACAAGGAACUACCAAUAUCAGAGAUAACACCAAAUCUAAGCUUUUCCAUGCUAGCUUUGAUGCAGAACGAUGAUCUCAACCCAUACAUCAUAUUGCAGUGUCCAUCAGAAAUGGGCUUCGGCACAAUAUCUACCAUCUCAGGAGGAAGAUGACUAGAUGAGACUCAUGGAUGCAUGGCCUUCAAUAUUUCUAGGUGAUUUAAUAAUAUAAGGUUUUAACAGUUUGUCACUUAAUGUUUGUUUUUUAUGUGGAUGUUACAUAUGUAAUGUACUAUUGUUGAUCUACCUAUAAUCUAUUUGUUGGGAUAUUCAAGGCUUUGUAAUGAAGUGGGGUGUAGCGAGUACACAGAAAUGAGAGACAUCAAAGGGUGUAAAUAAAGCCUUGGACUAGUCCUCAUCUAAACAAGGAUGCAAAUAAAAAGAAUACAAAAUGGUAUUGAACA